Messenger RNA from Scomber scombrus (Atlantic mackerel), 2436 nucleotides. RefSeq names its product CTP synthase 1a (gene ctps1a). Bases 304 to 2079 code for a protein of 591 amino acids. Gene Ontology annotation, molecular function: CTP synthase activity; identical protein binding. The record is from RefSeq and is a predicted model, not a curated record. Gene Ontology annotation, biological process: pyrimidine nucleobase biosynthetic process; CTP biosynthetic process. The transcript is spliced from 18 exons. Gene Ontology annotation, cellular component: cytoophidium; cytoplasm. NCBI's taxonomy places the organism in Eukaryota, Metazoa, Chordata, Actinopteri, Scombriformes, Scombridae.
AUAAGUCCGCAUUGACAACUUGUACAUGUGAAUACUUCAAGUGACACACAAAGGUCAGGGUUGAACGCAAAGCUCCCACUUUUGGAGAGGUCAUGAAGGCAGCGCAGUAUAGUGAAUGAUGCGCUGCUGCAGCUGAGUCGUGCUGCAUACACGUGUAGAGUCAAUGUGUGGAUGGAUGAGUGUGUUCAUACACAGUAGCUCAAGGUGUCUGCUUACUAUCUGGCCUUAGAAAACUAUCCUGUAAGCUGUUUCGUCGGUGAGAAAGCGUUUUAAGAGGAAGAACUAUUUUGACACCAGAGCACAAUGAUGAAGUAUGUCCUUGUAACUGGAGGGGUCAUCUCCGGUAUUGGCAAGGGCAUCAUUGCCAGCAGCGUGGGCACGCUCCUGAAGUCAUGCGGCUUAAACGUGACCGCCAUCAAGAUCGACCCUUACAUCAACAUCGACGCUGGCACAUUUUCUCCCUAUGAGCAUGGUGAAGUGUUCGUGCUGGACGACGGGGGCGAGGUGGAUUUGGAUCUGGGGAACUACGAGCGCUUCCUGGACAUCCGGCUGACCAAAGACAACAACCUGACCACCGGCAAGAUCUAUCAGUCUGUCAUCAACAAGGAGAGGAGAGGAGACUACCUGGGAAAGACCGUGCAGGUGGUGCCGCACAUCACAGAUGCCAUCCAGGAAUGGGUGGUGAAACAGGCCAGAGUCCCCGUUGACGACGACGAUGUGGAACCUCAAGUUUGCGUCAUAGAGUUAGGAGGCACCGUGGGAGACAUCGAGAGCAUGCCGUUCAUCGAGGCCUUCAGGCAGUUCCAGUUUAAAGUGAAGAGAGAGAACUUCUGUAACAUCCAUGUCAGCUUGAUACCACAGCCCAGUGCAACAGGAGAGCAGAAGACCAAACCAACACAGAACAGCGUCAGAGAGCUCAGAGGACUGGGUCUGUCCCCUGAUCUGAUCAUGUGCCGCUGUUCCACCGCUCUGGAGAACUCCGUCAAAGAAAAGAUCUCCAUGUUCUGCCACGUAGAACCCCAACAGGUCAUCUGCGUCCACGACGUGUCGUCCAUCUACAGAGUGCCGCUACUGCUGGAGGACCAGGGCGUGGUGGGCUACCUCAGCAAGAGACUCAACAUGCCCAUAGAGACCAGACCCAGGAGGAUGCUGACUAAAUGGAAGGAGAUGUCUGACAGGUCAGACAGACUGUUAGAACACUGCUCUAUAGCUCUGGUUGGGAAGUACACCAAGUUCUCUGACUCCUAUGCUUCUGUCAUCAAGGCACUGGAGCACUCAGCUCUGGCCAUUAGUCACAAAUUGGAGGUUAAGUAUAUAGACUCGGCGGAUUUGGAGCCAAGCACUCUGCAGGACGAGCCGGUGAAAUACCACGAGGCCUGGCAGAAGCUCUGCAGCGCUGAUGGCAUCCUGGUUCCUGGAGGUUUCGGCGUCCGAGGAACCGAAGGAAAGAUUCAUGCCAUCAACUGGGCGAGAAAACAGAAAAAACCUUUUCUAGGUGUGUGUCUUGGAAUGCAGUUAGCUGUGUGUGAAUUUGCCAGAAACGCAAUCGGCUGGAAAGAUGCCAACUCCACUGAAUUCGACCCGGAAUCAAAGCAUCCUGUGGUGAUCGAUAUGCCAGAACACAACCCCGGGCAGAUGGGUGGCACCAUGAGGCUCGGGAAGAGACGGACCAUCUUCAAGACGGAGAGCAGCGUACUGCGCAAGCUUUAUGGAGAUGCAGAGUAUGUGGAUGAAAGACACAGACAUCGCUUUGAGGUCAAUCCUGAGCUGAAGGGUAACUUUGAAGAGAAGGGCUUCCGCUUCGUAGGUCAAGAUGUUGAAGGGGAAAGAAUGGAGGUCAUAGAGCUGGACGAUCAUCCAUAUUUUGUCGGAGUGCAGUACCACCCCGAGUUCACCUCUCGCCCCAUUAAGCCAUCACCCCCUUAUCUUGGUUUGCUGCUGGCUUCUGCUGGGAAGCUCCAGAGUUACUUACAGAAAGGCUGCCGUCUGUCUCCACGGGACACAUACAGUGAUCGCAGCGGCAGCAGCACUCCAGACUCUGAGAUAGAGUUAAAAUUACCUUCCAUCUCAAAUGAAUGACGGGGAGGUAUAGAAGGAUAUUUUUACAAUUUCACUGCAUGUCUCACUUUCAAUAAGUACCAUUUUCCCCAUUCCAUAGUGUUGUAGACAAUUCUGGAGUUGAGACUUGACUGUUCAAGGCUGAUUUUUCUAAAAUAAAGACAACUGAAGUUCCAGUCCUGAAUGAACUUAAACAUUUCAUCUCUACUGUCUGAAAAUUCACACUGAGGCCUCAGGAAGUCACUUGACUGCCUCUGAUGCCAAAACCUGGUCCACCUUGACUGUUGUGGCCUUAUUGUAAAUAAGUACUGCUACAUGGAGCUAAAACUGUUUCAGCUUGAGCAAAAACAUGUCUAGUUUUCUUUCAAAAUGUGACUA